This is a messenger RNA of Pomacea canaliculata, 6492 nucleotides long. Its product is annotated as signal recognition particle subunit SRP68-like. Lineage: Eukaryota; Metazoa; Mollusca; Gastropoda; Architaenioglossa; Ampullariidae. Gene Ontology annotation, biological process: SRP-dependent cotranslational protein targeting to membrane. Gene Ontology annotation, molecular function: signal recognition particle binding; endoplasmic reticulum signal sequence receptor activity; protein binding. The record is from RefSeq and is a predicted model, not a curated record. Gene Ontology annotation, cellular component: signal recognition particle, endoplasmic reticulum targeting.
GGUCGUGCACGAGUUAUCCCUGAUCCGACACAUCGCUUGUCAAAAUGGCUGCCGAAGGGGAAAACGUGACAGGUGGAAAAGAAAAGUCAGACGACCAUGCUUCGGAAGCUGUAUCUUCAGAUUCUUAUACAUUAGAAGCAUUGGUUUUGAUCAAAGAAGCUCAGCAGCAGCAUGGAUUAAGGCAUGGAGACUAUCAACGAUACAGGAGUUACUGCUCUAGAAGAAUCAGAAGAAUAAGAAAGUCACUACAUUUUCCUCAGGGAUUGAAAAACAGAGUUACACCCAAAAAGGUGACACCAGAAAUACUGACAGAUCCCAGGUUUAUCCAGCUGCCUCUUUUCUGUGCUGAACGAUGCUGGGCCUAUGCUAUGCAGCUGAAGGCUGAAGCCAACACAGAGCCCCGCAAAAAGUUUCAUAUGACAGCACGGCUUAGAAAAGCUGUUCACUAUGCAGAAGAGCUGGUAGCACUUUGCCAGAGUCCAAAAUGUGAUGCAAGGACUAAGCUGGAAUGUGAGGCCUAUAGUACUUGGAUUAGCGGCUCUCUGCGCUUUGAGCUUGAAAACUGGGAGCAAGCCAUGGAGUUAUUCACCAAAGCAAAGACCAUCUACCAGAAACUGGCCAGUGCUUUCACAGAAGAGCAACAAGUUGUGUACCAGCAGCGUGUUGAUGAGAUUGCUCCCAAUCUGCGUUACUGUGCCUACAACAUUGGUGAUGAGUCUGCAAUAAUUGAUCUUCAGAAGAUGAGAAUUGCAGCUGGAGAGGAUCAGCUUUCAUCAAAGCUUGAUGAUCUUCUCUCACAGACUAGAGAAAAGCAAGCAGCCACUUUGUCGGAGGUGACCUGGCGUGGUCGUAUGGUGCCUGUAAAGGUUGAAUCAGUGCGUUUGUUUCUUCUUGGUGUGGGAGAUGCAGAGAAAGAGCUAGAAUCUGCGGACACACUUGACAGCAAAAUCUCUAUAUAUGAGACUUUGCUAAAGCAGUGCAUUGAUGCUCAGCAGUCUUUGAGGGAUACACUUCAGGAAGAUGUAGUGUUCAAAGCUGCCAUCCGUGGUCAACAAGUAGAGGGGAAGAUCUCCAACCAGCACUAUCUAUACUCAUAUCUCACUUAUCUCCGUUUGAAAAUAGCUAUUGAAAGAAACCUCCUUCUUAUAGAAAAUUUAAGGCAGUAUCUUCAAGGACCACAGAUGGAGGAAGGGCGCAAAGUUACCAAGCCUCAGGACCUAGUUAGGCUGUAUGAUAUCAUUAUUCAGAAUCUUGGGGAGAUUCCAAAACUGCAUGGUGUUGAAGAAGAUUCUACACUAGAAGAAGAGAGCAACACUCGAAUUCAGGGAUUCAAAGCUUACAGGUUAUUUUACAUAGCCCGUGCCUAUUCAAGUGCCAAAAAAUGGACAGAGGCAAUAGCCCUAUAUCAGAGAGCUUUGGACUGUGCACAAAAAGCUUUGACUGGCUACAAAAAGUUGACAGAUACACAGUGCCUGAAAGAGGCUCAAAACCUGAAGGAGCUUCAAGGGGAGAUCAGUGGAAUGAUGUACUCUUGCCAUGCCAACAGUAUUUUAGACUUAUCGCCUGCUGGAGAUCAAGCAGUAAUCAACGUUGCUGCAGAACGAAGGCCCCUGGAGGAUCGGCUGGAUGAAUAUGUAGAAGAUAAGUCUCUGACUGGAAAGAAACCAUUUGUUGCCUCAUUCCCACCAGAUUUUGAACCUAUUCCCUGCCGGCCAUUAUUCUUUGACCUAGCUCUUAAUCAUGUAGGGUUUCCUUCCCUUGAGGAUAAGCUGGAGCAAGGUCAAAAGAAGGUGGCAGGAGGUGGCAUUACUGGUUUUGUCAAGGGAUGGCUGUGGGGUGGGGAUAAGAAGUAGCCUCUUGAAAUCAGGUCAUGUAUUCGUGCAUUUUGGCUUAUUGCCUCUUUUCAAACCUUGCCACAAUGGUCUGAUGUUUGGACGAGCAACUGGUGGCUUCAAGCAGUGGAUGACUGCCAUGACAGAUUUAAAUGUAGUAGAAAAAAAAAGAAGAGAAAGCACCAUGAUCGCCUUAUAUGGUCAAUGUUUUGAAGAGACUUUGUUAAGAAUGGUGAGUGUUGGUUUUUGGAUGAGACAAUGAAAUAAGCAAGAGUAAUAGAGCUUCACUUGCUGAACCCAGCUUUCAUGUGUGUGAUUAGAUAUCAAAUGUUUUAAUGAAUUUGUUUUACCUUUUCCUUGCUGUUAAAUUUCCUAAAUAGCCCUUGUAAAAAAGCAAGGUUGGCAUGGAUCCACCUAAUGUUCAAAAAACAUUUUGUUGGAGCAUUGUUCCUGUGAGAGAGAAACAUCUUAUUUAAUGCUCUGAUUUCAUAAAAAUGAUUUAAACAACCAACAUUUAUUUGUAAACCGACUUCAAGAAAUUUAAUCAUGAAAGACAGUAUGGCUGCUUUACUGGCAUUUUGUGUCUGUUAAACUUUAUUAAACUCUACAGCAUAUAAUCUUUUAAGUCAGUGAGCAUCAUUAUCCUGGCAGGAUAUAACUUUAUUUUUGUUUUCUUUAAACAUUUUGGGGAUGGAUGUGAUUGGAUUUUUUUUGUGCUUUGUUUUGUUUUUUUGUAUCUGUUCCAUUCUUUGUAUCAAACCUAAUAGGUGUUGAUAGUGUAUCUUUCAUCCUGUAGUUUUUUUUAAUGAUGUUUUUAUGUAAAGCUUAAUGUUUGUGAUUCAAGGUAAGAGGCUAUAUGUUUGGGAUUUUGUUUUUAAGGGAGGGUUCUGUCUUUAAGUUUGGUAUUCUAUGUCAUGAAAAUAAAAAAAACAAGCUAACAUUAUAAAAAAAAAGUAUUUCCACUAAGUGCCCAGUCUAUAUAGUGUACAAAAACAAAAAGCAAAGAACAUUGAGUUUUGUUUUACACACAGUAUUGAUAAAAAUGGGAUUAUCUGUGCUAUAUUACUAGAAAAGCAUGUAUAUGCAUAGAUGUAUGUGUGUAUGAUUGGUAUCACAAUAAUUAACCUUCACCCGCUGCUGCUGAAAUGUAAAAGAAACAGGUUUAUACAUAAUUCAUUUCUGUCUUGGAUUCUUAAAACUAUAAAUGCUUGUAGAAUUAUGGUUUGUUGCAGAGAAAUAGCACUAAAAUUUUGUUUUUGGUGGUGGAACUGAACUGCAGUCAUGUAGUAACCAUUUAUAUUGGUUAGAUUUUAAUGUUUAAAUUAUCAAGAGUUUUGUUUUUUUAAAUGUUUUUCAUAACUGUACAUUUUAUCUGUAUAUGCUAUGGAAGUACCAAGACUUUUUUUUAACUUGUUGAUAGUUCUAAUCUGUAAGGCAAUUCAAAAUUUUGAAAAUAUCUGUUUAUGUAUACAUAAUAAUUUAAUUGCAAAUCUAGAAGUUUGUUAAAUCUUAGCAUGUUCUGAAACAUUUUAGGAUAUGUCAUUAGGUAAAUGUCAAGAAAAUGUAUGCUUUAUAUAUUCUUAAUUUAACAUUUUCUUAGAAAUAGUUACCAGUUUAGACUUCAAAUUAAUACAGCAACAGGUGUUAGUGAUUUAUGAAUGAAGAAAAACUCAUAAAGAUCAUCUAUGAGAAGUUGGUGUUUGUUCUGUUUAGGGAAAAACUCAAUGGCUUUUAUUGCAUGAAAAACAUUUCAUGUAAAUGUUUUGAGUCUUUAAGGUUCUUGAAUUAGAAACAUUUAGAGCAUGUUAGCAUGUUGUUAACAGAUAAAGCUAUUAUAAUAAACUUGUUACUUAUUCCUUAGUUGUAGGUAAUAAGUACCAGUAUUAAUAGCAUGAUGAUCUGUAUGUACUAGACAGUGAAAACUAGAAUAUAUGCACUUCAUAUUUUGGGCACUUAUUCUUUAAUGCAUACCUCUGUGCAAACUAAUUUUUUAUUUCCUGUGUGUUUACUGGUCAUUUUAUAAUGAUAAAUUGUACAGGAUGCUAAAGAAUAUUUUUUCCACAGGUUUCUGAAAACUUGGGACAGUUUUUUUUUUAAAGCUGAAAUUGUUAAGAAACACAAUCAGAAUCCUGUUAUGUAGCUUUUUUUUUAUGUGCAUGCAAAUCAAAUAAGGUAAGUGAUGUUGAAUGUCUACAAAAUAACAAAAAUCUAAAGCAUCAAUUAGAUGUUUAGCACUAACCUGAGACAGCGACACAUUGGAACAUACUUUGAGUUGCGUAUGUAGGAUAAAAGGCAAGUUUCACAGCCUUUGGCUUAGUAUGCUUGCCUUCAGAGCAGAAGGUUUUCAGUAUUAGUUUCUCCAGAUCAGUUACUGGAAAACUUUAUUUGACAAAAUUUUAAAUCCUGUGGAAGAAAAUGUUACCUCGCUUAUGCCAUUUUAUAUAUAUAUGAACCAGAUAGUUACUCCCCUGUGACCACAAGAUUCUGAAAAUAAAAAUCGUUCUUUUCUCCUAGGCCUUUGGACAUACUAAAGAACCAAAUGUUCAUAAUUUUAUAAAUUCCACUGAAUUAGGAUAAAAACUGUAGGAGCUAUGUCUACAUAUAGUAAGAUAUAUACAGAUAUCAUAAGUGCUGCAUUUUUAUAGGGCCGCCCAGUAGAGUAGUAGUUAAAACACUUGUCACCACUGCAAUGAGAAACUCGGGUUCAGGCGUUGUCUCCGUUGGGUAUUUUCUCUGGGUACUCAUGUUUCCUCACCACCAAUAGUGCAAAAUCACCUCAAGGUGGAAGCACUCUCCUACUAAAUAAACCAACAAACCAUUCAUUUUUAUAUAAAUAGAUUUUUAGCUUUGAGUUUAAGAUAGAUUUAGCUAUAACAAUCUGUCUUUUCAUCAGUCAAAAUAUCUUAGAACUUGGCCUAGUGAAGAAUGAUCACAAGUAAUCUGCAAUAUGUCUGGUUGAAAUAUAGCUCUAGUAGGUAGGCAACAACCCAUAUUUUUCCAGAAGAUGUUGGUUUUUCCUCAUGACGUCCUCAAUACAGGAAAGACUCAGAGUAAUAAACCACUGCAGAUUAAUUAGAAUAUUGCUAGUAAAUUAUUGCUAUGGAAUGAAUGAGGACGGAUGAUGGUUGACCACAUUUUUGGCAAAGGAAGAAAUGACAGCCAGAUACCUGCUCCUCAUUGUAAUCCUUUGAAUCUGCAGAUAACGAUACAUAAAUAUGAUUAUUAUUCAUUCGUUUAUGUUCUUUUCAUAGGCAUAAUGCCUUAUGCUUUCAAUAUGUUAAUUGUGUUCUUAUUUUAAAGAAAGAAUGGCCCUUUAUAAGCUUUUAAGAACAACUAAUUUACUCCAAACUAGAAAAAUAAAACAUUGAGGGCUUUUACUUUAGCUCCUGAGACAUCUCAAGGUUUUUUUCACUUUUCAGAGCUUUCAACCUCCAAAGGGAAAUUAUUCACAGUUUAUAGGCCAUAAAGUUGUAAUGUAUGCUUAGUUACAGCAACAGUGACAAAAAAGCAGUACUGAAGAUAUUUAGGCCGGUGCUAUGUGGCAUUCAUCUAAAUCAUUUGCUUCAAAAUACCUUAGAGAUCCAUAAUAAUGUAAAACUGGCUGAAUGCAGUUCCUCAGCGUUGUAUAUCUUCCAGAUAUUUUACAGAAUAUCAUUUAUUUCUAGUCAUCUGAAAUGUAUUUUGUGUCAAUGGUUGUAACUCGUAGGGCAUGGCUAAGUCUCAAAAAUAUAUGCUGUUAGUGUAAAGAGUAGUACCUUCUGGGAGUUUUUUAAAACGCAUAUUUGGUUCAUUUACUGAAGUUGGAGAGGUUUGACUGAUCACCUAGAUAUCAUUGAAAGAACACAUUUAGUCAGUGGUAAUAACUGCUACCAUUUUUUCUGUACGAUCUGUGAUUUCCAUACCAUUAUGAACUCUUUCUUUGAUAAUUCAAUAAAAGGAUCAUAUGUAUUGUUAAUUAACUCAGGAAAAUAGAGCUUAUCUCUUUCAUUUAUUUAAAAGUGACUAGUGAAAUUUGUGGAAAGUUGUAUGUAUGGAAAAGGUAUGAACACUUGUGCAGCGUAGUCCAGGCCUAGGUCCCCUAAAGUGAACUGCACUGCAUUUUAAACUUGCCACCAAAUAAGGGGCAAACAUUUAAUGGGAAAUUAUGUAUGUCUGAUUAAUGCUUGGAAGUAUUUUAAUUUUUUUUAAAUAACAAGGAAAUAAGAAAUGAAAAUAUGUUUAGCAAGGAAGUUUCAGUUAACAACAAAGGAUAUGUUGUAUAAACACAUAAUUCAUACAAUUGUCAAAAAGCAUAUGGAAAACAUCUUACUGCAUCGAGUGAUCAGCUUUACAAAUCAUAGGUAGUAAGAAUGUAUUAUGACUGUGACAAAGCACAAGAAGUGAAUUUUUUUGAAUGGUACAUUUGAAACCAAUAAAACCAUAUAUUGAUCCAUCUCUUAUGUUUCUACACAUACUUUUCCUUGUCUAUUUGUCAAGAUGGAGCACAAGUGCUUUAUUAUUUCUUAGAAGUAUCCUUGUUUGCAUCAAGAGACAGGAUUUUUAUGCAAUGCUAUUUGAAGAGCAUAAAAUACACUCUUUGAUCUGUUUCUCAUUGCUUGUUUAGGCCAAUAUUAGACACUGUUUUAUUCACUGAUGACAGUAAACAAAAUCAAAAUAUGCA